UGUAAUCAUUUCUUUGUUAUAAAUACAAGCACCCACUUGCGAUCGCAUACUAGUCCAUGGCUACUGAAAUUCCAAAUGUGAGCUUGAGCUCUGGCUCCAGACCCAUGCCCCUUGUAGGCAUGGGCACUGGAGUGGCUUCUGCGGUCCAACCUGAAACCAUGAAAGCUGCCGUUCUUUAUGCCAUCGAGAUCGGUUAUAGGCACUUCGACACCGCGUCUCUCUAUGUCUCAGAGCAGUAUCUUGGAGGAAUCAUAGCUGAAGCUCUACAAGUUGGGCUCAUCAAAUCCCGCGAUGAGCUCUUCAUCACCUCCAAACUAUGGUUGACCGACAACCACCCGGAUCUUGUCCUGCCAGCACUCGGGAAGACUCUUGAGAACCUUCAAUUGGAGUACCUCGAUCUCUUUCUCGUCCACUGGCCUGUGAGUAUGAAGCCUAGUGAAAAUAAAUUCCCAUCUGAGAUUGAUUCUCUCCUUCCUAUGGAUUUCAAGUCUACUUGGGAAGCUAUGGAGGAGUGUCAGAUGCUUGGCCUCACCAAGUCCAUCGGAGUCAGCAACUUCUCUUCCAAGAAGCUUGCUGAAUUGCUCUCAACGGCCAAGAUCCCUCCUUCAGUCAAUCAGGUGGAGAUGCACCCGGUGUGGCAGCAGCAGCAGGUGAGGGAGUUCUGCAAGAUGAACGGUAUCCAAGUGACCGCUUACUCUCCGUUGGGGUCCACAGGAAAUCCGUGGGGCACCAAUGAUGUAAUGGAGAAUCAAGUUCUGAAAGAGAUUGCCAAGGCCAGAGGAAAGACUGUUGCUCAGGUUGCAUUGAGGUGGAUAUACGAGCAAGGGGCUGGUGUGUUGGUAAAGAGCUUCAACAAGGAGAGGAUGAAGGAGAACCUUCAGAUCUUUGACUGGGCAUUGACAGAGAGCGAGAACCACCUGAUCAGUCAGAUACCUCAGCGAAAAGGACUUCCUGGAAACAGAUUUAUCUCAGCCAAUGGGCCUUACAAGACUUUAGAGGAGUUGUGGGAUGGGGAGAUCUGAUACAAAAGAGUGGCUAAGAUCCGUGCCAUUGGUGGGUUCGUUGCUCCGUGGAACCCACCUGGGCACAUGAUCUUGAUCAUCUAUUUUAUGGGUGCCGCAGGGGGUGGGAAACUGUAUAAACCGUGUCAGUUGGACAAUUGUCAACUUACAAGUAAAAGAUUGGGCACCUCGGAUGGCUGCAUCAUAGCAUGCUUGUACAGCUUUUCAUCAAUCCUUUACCAUUGCGUUUUCCGGUUUUAAAAGACAA
This is a messenger RNA of Magnolia sinica, 1269 nucleotides long. Its product is annotated as non-functional NADPH-dependent codeinone reductase 2-like. Gene Ontology annotation, cellular component: cytosol. Gene Ontology annotation, molecular function: aldose reductase (NADPH) activity. Bases 57 to 1022 code for a protein of 321 amino acids. The record is from RefSeq and is a predicted model, not a curated record. Lineage: Eukaryota; Viridiplantae; Streptophyta; Magnoliopsida; Magnoliales; Magnoliaceae. The transcript is spliced from 4 exons.